Hibiscus syriacus is the source of this 1257-nucleotide messenger RNA. Its product is annotated as transcription factor MYB26-like. The transcript is spliced from 4 exons. The record is from RefSeq and is a predicted model, not a curated record. The coding region runs from base 55 to 1098 and encodes 347 amino acids. NCBI's taxonomy places the organism in Eukaryota, Viridiplantae, Streptophyta, Magnoliopsida, Malvales, Malvaceae.
CUCUAAGUUUGAGGGUUUUUCUCUCUGAUCUUUUCUGUAUAGGAGGAAGAAGAAAUGGGUCACCAUUCAUGUUGUAACAAGCAGAAGGUGAAGAGAGGAUUGUGGUCACCCGAGGAAGAUGAGAAGCUCAUCAACUACAUUACAACAUAUGGCCAUGGAUGCUGGAGCUCAGUCCCUAAACUUGCAGGCCUUCAAAGAUGUGGAAAGAGUUGCAGAUUAAGAUGGAUAAAUUAUCUCAGACCUGAUUUAAAACGUGGGAGUUUCUCUCCACAGGAAGCAGCUCUCAUCAUUGAACUCCAUAGUAUUCUUGGCAACAGAUGGGCACAUAUAGCAAAGCAUUUACCGGGAAGAACAGAUAAUGAAGUGAAGAACUUUUGGAAUUCGAGUAUCAAGAAGAAGGUCAUCUCCCAUGAACAUGUUCCGAAUUUGGCCUCUUUUGCUGCUGAUGUUCAUAAUUCAAACCCUUUGGAGGAAGCGGCUGCUGGUUUCAUCUCUCUAAAUGGAAACCCACAACAAGACCAGCUCUAUCUUUCUUCCCCGACAGCUCCACUGCUACAAAGUUUAGUUCAUCACCAUUCGGAUUUCAGGCCGAACUCGAGUAGCUUUAACGUCGAUUUGGUUCACCAUCAUUUCCCUAUGCUCCCACCACUGCCACUGCCGCCACCUUCGAACUCACCUUCCUUCGACGCUUCAUGGACAAUGCUUUUUGCACCUCAACACGACCUCGACGAUCGGCAAAAUCAUGAUGAUGUUUUCUUUAGCGACAAGCUUAUGAAUCCAAACAACGGCUACGACGAAAACUCCUUAAUGGCUCCUUCUCCGAGAAUCCUCGAAGGUAACAUGAUCUGCAACAUCCCACAUACAUCGGUUUCGCUAGAGAACAACAUCGACCCACUCGUCUCGAGACUCUCCUCCUGUUUCCCGGUGCCUGGUUCCGUGGGUUCGAACUAUGCACAUGAGAUGCAGGUGGAGUACAAUAUCGAUAACAUCGUCACAUCUAUGCCUUCGUCUUCCUCCUCGUCAUCCUUAUCAGCCUUAUCCGGUGCCGGACAGUAUUUGACAAACCCUAAUCUUCCAUCGACCACCUGGGAGCCUUAGUCGUGGCAGAUCAUAUUCAUCACAGUCCUAUGGUAUUUUCUCUAUAAAAGCAAUCAUUUUCUUGAUAUAAUAUAUGUAUGCAUAAGAUAUAUACAAAUAAAUGUAUGUAAAGAAAAUCAAAACCUAAAUGUUACUAAUUCAGAUAUUCAAUGAGGAUAA